Molecule: messenger RNA, 1138 nt
Organism: Daphnia pulex (common water flea)
Lineage: Eukaryota; Metazoa; Arthropoda; Branchiopoda; Diplostraca; Daphniidae
Gene: mRpS22
Product: 28S ribosomal protein S22, mitochondrial-like
Exons: 5
Coding region: 39-1073 (344 amino acids)
Cellular component (GO): mitochondrial small ribosomal subunit
Molecular function (GO): structural constituent of ribosome
Source: RefSeq, a predicted model, not a curated record
CAGUGUCGUCUGUUCUGCUUCCAGUCGCAGCGGUGAAAAUGGCCACGAGAGCUGCUAUGUUUACGUUUAGCAAAUUUCGAUAUUUCCCCAUUCUAAAACAUGGAGUGGCAAAGUUUUCAGUUUCAAGUAAUUUAUUAAAUGCAUCUGCACUGGAACCAGGAUAUUCUCGUGAUCCCGGUGAGGUUUUUUUCAAAGAAAAUGUGCAAACCUUACUUGAAAGACUUACCGGCCGUGACUGUGAUAAGGUGUUUCACAACAGAAAACUAGGAGAACGACUAGAACCUCCCAAGUAUGAGCUUUUAACACAAGCUGAAGUUGAUCAUGUUAUGGCAGAGAUGGAGGUAAAGCUAAAAAGGAAACUUCAGAUGCCACCACUUCUUAAAGAAAGGAAUCCGAUCAAAAAGAUCUAUUCCUUUAAUCCAGAACUGCAAGGUUUUGAUGAUAGCAAAUAUGUUUUUAUUAACAUAUCACAAGGAAUUACAAAUAGAAAUCGUGAAGUUGUUGUCAGAGAUCCAAAUGGUGUCCUUCGAGAAGCAUCCUGGGAAGAGAGACAAAGGAUGUGUCAAAUUUACUUCCCUGUUCCAGGACGAAAAAUUAAUGUACCUAAAAUGUUUGAAGAAGGUAACAUUCAGAAUUGCCUUGAUCGAGAUGAAUUCGAAUUUGUGCUUGACCGAGCGUGUGCACAAUUUGAUCCAGACGACCCAGAAUACAUUAGCGUAACAAGAAAGACAUAUGACUUUGUCGAUGAAAACACUAAAUACACUUCCCUGAGACCAACUCGCCAUUUUGGACCGAUGGUGUUGCAUCUAGUACUCAGCAAGAAAAUGGACAAUCUCCUGUUUCAUUUCAUUAAUUCGAAGGACAUUGACGCUGCUGCUAAUCUAGUUCGCCUCUUUCAUACAGUCGCUGAUGAUACCUCACCCACUGAAGUUGAUGAAUUCCAACUAAUCGAGAAUUAUAUCCAAGGACCGGCUCUCAAAAAACCGGCGUUAGAGUUGGCUUGGCAAUCAUUUUUGGAAAUCGAAAAGCAACGACGGGAAGUUCACAGCCAACAAAACAAUGCAUCUAAUUGAUUCUUUUAUAGUCAGAUCAUGUAAUUGCUACUGUUAUGGUUGCAAACUAAAAAUGUUCCAAUUUA